This is a messenger RNA of Phalacrocorax carbo (great cormorant), 3148 nucleotides long. The record is from RefSeq and is a predicted model, not a curated record. Lineage: Eukaryota; Metazoa; Chordata; Aves; Suliformes; Phalacrocoracidae.
CGGGGGGGGGGGACGGGACCGGGGGAACAGCGGGGCCGCCCCCGCAGCGCGGGGGGAGCGGGGCUGCGGCGGGCGGGAGCUCCGGGUGAAGCCGCGACCCAGGCACGCCGUGACAGCGGGUGAGGAUCGAGCCUGGUGCGUGUCGUGACAGCGGGUGGCCGAAGCCGCCCCGUGGUUUGUGCUGUGACAUUGGGUGACCAGAGCCACCCCACGCUGUGACACGAGGUGACCAGAGCCACCCCACGCUGUGACAUUGGGUGACCAGAGCCACCCCACGCUGUGACACGAGGUGACCAGAGCCACCCCACGCUGUGACAUUGGGUGACCAGAGCCACCCCACGCUGUGACACGAGGUGACCAGAGCCACCCCACGCUGUGACAUUGGGUGACCAGAGCCACCCCACGCUGUGACACCGGGUGAGGACCGAGCCUGGCGCGUGCCGUGACACCGGGUGAACCAAAGCCACCCUGCGCCGUGAGACCAGGUGAGAGCAGCGAGCCCAGCGCAUGCCGUGACACCGGGUGUCCAAAGCCACCCCGUGCUGCAACACCGAGUGACCGAGCCAGCCGGUGCCGUGACACCGGGCGAGCAGCUAGCCGUGACACUGAGUGGCCAAAGCCACCCCGCAGCACAUGCUGUGACACCGGGUGACAAAGCCACCCUGCGCCGUGACACCGGGUGACCAAACCACUCUGUGCUGUGACACCAGGCAAGCAGCUAGCCUGGCACGUGCUGUGACAGCGGGUGACCGAGCCACCCUGCACUGUGACGCCGGGUGAGCAGCGAGCCCGGUGCAUGCCGUGACACCGGGUGACCGAAGCCACCCCGUGCGAGCCAACCCCGUGCUCCCAGCCCACCGUGCCGGGGGUCGCAGGCAUGCCGGUGCGCCGUCCCCAGCCCCCGUGUGACGCUGCAGGGCAGAGCGUAGCCAUGGGGGGCUCCGGGGGGCUGGGAGCCCCUCUGCCAGUAAUGCCACUGCUGCUGACCCUGGCGCUGCUGUCACCGUGGGGGUCUGCGGGCGGGAGUUGCCCCCCGCGCUGCGUCUGCGCCUCCAACAUCCUGAGCUGCUCGCAGGCGGUGCUGAGCUCGGUGCCAUCCCCCCUGCCCCGCUUCACCGCCGUCCUCGACCUCAGCCACAACAACGUGAGCCGGCUGCGCGCCGACUGGGCGCCGGGGCGGCUGGCCCACCUCCACGCCUUGCUGCUCAGCCACAACGGGCUCUCCUUUGUCUCCACCGAAGCCUUCGCCCACGUACCCCACCUGCGGCACCUGGACCUCUCCUCUAACCGCCUCCGGGCGCUGGAGGAGAACCUCUUCAGCGACCUGGUCGAGCUGGAGGUCCUCCUCCUCUACAACAACGAGAUCUCCGCCGUGGAUCGCACCGCCUUCGAUAACCUCAGCCGUCUCCGUAAGCUUUACCUAGGGCAAAACCGCAUCGCCCGCUUCCCGCUGGAGCUGCUGCGCGACGGCAGCCGCCUGCCCCAGCUGGCCCUGCUCGACCUCUCGGCCAACCGCCUCCGCAGCUUGCCCGUGGGCGAGCUGCAGGCGCUGCCCGCCUGGCUGCGCGACCGCCUCUACCUGCACAGCAACCCGCUGGCCUGCGACUGCCCGCUCUUCCAGCUGGUUGCCCGCGGCCGGCGCCGCCGGUUGAGCGCCGUGAUGGAUUUCCAAGAGGAGCUGCGGUGCGUGCUGCCCACCGCCCCGGCGCCCGUCGGUAUCCUCGCCCUGGCCGGCCGGCAGCCGCUCAACUGCAGCGAGGCACGGGAAGCGGUGCUGGAAGCUCACCUGGGUGACACCGUCACCCUCAGCUGCGACACCCGGUUGCGGGGGGUACGUAGCCGGCACUGGGUGACGCCGGGAGGUGAACGGGUGUUGGAGGAAGGGGGUAACGGCAGCGCCGCUCUCCUGGCGAAUGGCAGCCUGCAGCUGCGGGCGCUGCGCCCCGAGGACGCCGGCACCUACGCCUGUUGGGUGGCAGGUCCCCUCCUCAACGAGACCCUUUACGUGGAGCUGCUGGUGCACAACUUCACCCUGCAUGGUCCCCAUGACACCCUCAACACUGCCUACACCACGCUGGUGGGCUGCAUCCUCAGCGUGGUGCUGGUGCUCAUCUACCUGUACCUCACCCCUUGCCGCUGCUGCUGCUGCCGGGGCGCCGACAAGCCGCCGGCACCCCGCGACGACAGCAUCAACUCCUCUGUCCUCAGCGCCACCCCCAACCACGCCGCCGGUGUCCCUGGGGAGCCUUGCCAGUCCCGCUCGGCCUCCGCUGCCGGCCCAGGGCAGAACGGCAGGUUCAAGGUCGGCGGGACCCCCCAGCCGCCCCCCCGGCACGGCCCCAAGGCGCAGAGGAAGGUGUCGGAUCCAGACUCAGUCAGCUCUGUCUUCUCUGACACCCCCAUCGUGGUGUAGGGUGGUGGGGGAACUUCGUGGGGUCCCCAGGGACACCUGGACCCUCACCACCACGCCCCCAGGUUUGUGGGGGGGACACAUGCCAUUGCCCUCCCCCCGCAUCGCUGCUGCCCACCCACACCAUCCUCCACCAAGGUCACCACCACCACGCCGGUGCCACGGGACUGUGAGGGACAAGGGGUCUCCCGUGGGGACAAUGUGGCCACAGAGCCGGAGGGGCACCGGCCCCAUUGCCCCCCAGGCACAGCAGGACUGCGGGUGACAGUGCCAGCACCAGCUCGGCAGGUGCCCCCUGGGGAUGGUGGCACCGGGAGCUGGGCCCUGGGGGUCCCAGUUUUAGAGGGCAGCCCCCCCUUCUUCCCUGCAGCACCCUGUCCCCCCCACUGUGCCCUCCCCGGCAUGUGUAUCGCGAAGCAUGAGUCCCGCCGGGGGAGCAUGUGCCACCCCAGCCAGCGCUCGGCGGGGGGGGGGACAUGAGGGGCAUGUCACCCCCCGGGGACCCACAGGGUGCAACCCCCGCCCAACACCCCCCAUGCAACCCACAGCCACAACCAGAGCCCCUCCGCCCUGCAGGGAGUGGGACUCCGGGGGCUCUAACACCCCAAAUGGGGUACCCCCCACAGCCCAGCCUGUGACCCCCAUGUCCCCUGCCCCAGGCUGUGUGUCCCCCCUCCCCGCCCCGCUGGCAGCUGCCCACUGAUGGCUUGGCCAAAAUAAAUGUGUUUCCCCCUCGUG